AACGUCAACAGUCCAUAGAUACGGUAGCUCCAGUUGAUGUACGAGGGAAGGGCAUCUCAGCCCUUGUUCUCUUAUCUCUGUGCAAGGAGGCAAAUGAGGGCAGAUAGGACAAGGGAUCUACGACUCAGAGUUGGCCCCGGAGCGAAAAGCACAUGGACCUUUGACUAGCCUCGAAGAAGGCAGUGGCGAAUCUGGGCCUUCCACGUGGAGCCCAGCUUGGAUAUCACACAAUUGGUUCAUAGCUCACGAGGCAAAGGGAGCCCGUUCGGUACUCGAGCGCAAGAGUUGUCCUCGUCGUAGUAUCCUUCCCUGGGGGAGCCGCGGAACGUGGAAAGCUGGCAGCUUCAGUUUCACCGACCAUGUGUAAAAUUACAUCCCGAUUCACUGUAACGAGCUGGUAGCUCCUGGACGUUGCAGGCCGGUUGAUGUGUGGGAGUAACUGCUCUGGAGGCAGCGCCAUCAAUUGAGCGUCGAAUCUUCGGAGCGUGAGCUUGUUGAAAUUCACAAUGCAGGGGAUUGUGAGUUCGCCCGUUCUGGGCUUCUCGUGCUCCAGGCAAUUUGGGCCUUGGUUUGAAUCCUUCUCUGGAUGUAGAUAUGGUAGUGGAAAGUUUUUGCACUCGAAUGUGAGGGUGAGCACAGGAAGCUAUGGGCCUGGCCAGCUCAGCCAAAGAGCCUUGAGGAGGAGAGUUCAGAGGUCGGAAGGGAACGUGGGUCGGAGAACUGUGCAAUGCAGGAACCAGGUACAGUCUUUGCAACUAGACUUCUCGGAGACAGAGCAGUUGCAGCAGUGCCUUUCGAAUAUAUACAAUGCCAUGGGUUUGCAGGACUACUCCCUAAACCAGCACAUCGUCGUGUCAGGAAAACAGUUCUUAAUGAAUAUGGAAGGACAAUGGUCAUUAAUAUGGUGUAUGGAUGGGCGGUUUUAUGAACGUUAUGACGGACCUGAGCUGAAUUUCGAAUGGGCUUACGAUGGAAAUCAAAGUCCCUGGUCUGCCGAUGCAGCCGGUCGAGUUUCAAUCUUAGAUCUUGACGACCGUGAGGUUUGUCUUAUGGCAUCGUGGGUCCGAACAGGCUACUGGCUCACAGAGGACGGGAGAAAACAGCUGAGCAUAAGCAUAGAACCGCAGAAGGGUGGACCAUUCUCGAAAGAAACCGUCUUCGCCCUCCACUUAAAGAACUCCAAGGUGAUGGCCUAUCUGGUCGUGGAUAAUAGCAACUGGCUGCCAGCGCGCUUGAGUAUCAAAGCAUUUGGAAGUGAAGACAAGUGGGAGUAUCGAGAUUGGCAACUCAUCCAGCCAGGUUAUAGCAGUAAAUUUCCUAUGGCUAUCACCCACAAUCCUCCUGCUGGAGGGAGGGAUUUGUAUUCUGUUACCAGUAUCAAAGUGGAAAUUCCAGGAGAGGAGCUGGCGGACGCAGAAAUCAGUGAAAAAUAUGCAUUUCCAGAUUCUUCUCUUGUUCCACGAAGUACCCAUAGCUAUCCUAAAACUCACAUUGACAACAACCUGCCACCUACAGUGAAGAUGUAUCAUGCAGAAAGUGGGCAUUAUCUCGUGCGCCCUCUCAUUGAUGGCAAAGAUAUAGGAUACUUCAUUGUGGACACGGGAGCAAGCAGUCUUACAAUUACUUCUGAAAAGGCCGAGGAGCUUGAUAUGUACGCUUUUGGUGAGGCCUAUGUGACAGGUGUUGAAGGGGAGGUCAAGUGCCAAUUUCGGCGUGCGAAGAGCUUCCAGAUCGGUCCUCUGACAAUCGAAGAACCCAUAUUCAUGGAGGUACCAAUGGCCGGUGUCGUGAGAGGGAUUUCUCCAGUUGCUGGAAUUUGUGGCUACGACAUAUUUUUUCACUGUACUGUAGAGAUGUCUUAUAAGAUGGGCACUCUAUCAUUUUUUGAUACAUAUUUAUACAAUAAGGCUUCCAAAAUCCGGGCUUCACAGUGGCAGAGCAUGUACAUGUUGGAGAAUGUGCCUCACGUACCUGCCUACUUCAUGGAAAACGAGGCUAUCUUUUUGCUAGACACGGGGGCAGGAGGAGUCGAUAUCAUCUUCCACGGAAGGGCAGUAGAGAAAUUUAGACUGAAUCAAACACUUGAACUCGCUGGAACAGCAAGUGUCAAAGGAAUCAACACUUCUGGCAAGGGUUUACAGGUUCAGUAUGGUAUAUUAGACUCACUGGAAGUUGCAGGACAAUCAUUCAAUAGAGUAAAAGCUCUUUUUCCUGCCAAAGGGACUUGUGGCUCUCUAGACUUUUCUGAAUACACAGCAGGCGUUCUAUGUGGCGACCUGUUAACCAACUUGCUAGUUGUUCUCGACUAUGGCAAUCGGAGGUUUGCUUUGAUACAAAGUAGAUACGUAAGUUCCAGGUCAAGAAUAUAAUCAAGUAGAAAAUUGGUCCUAAUCUCUGUAAAUUUGAGCUAUCACACGUAGUUCCAAUUGUUUCACCGCGAUGUGUCAAUGUCUCGCUGAUUGUAGAUUCCGCAGUUAUGUGGAUCGUGAAUGUUUGACAAUGUUGCGAGUGUUAAAGUGUUUAAAGACACCCUAUGAUUUGUGCAUGUAUGAAGGUACUACGACGUAAGGUCUCAAGACUGCCCGGUGUUUGUCGACAUUGAGAAUAGUCUAUUUUUUUGGGUGAAAUUUUUUGGAUAAGUGAUGGACAGAAUCAAGUCUAUCUCCACGACAGUCUAAAUUAUGACUAGCGUCAAAACAACGAAAUUUUGGGACCAAUAAUAUGUGCUAAGCACCCGAAUGUGUAUGUUCAAAUUGGCAGCAUUUCGUUGGUUUCUGCCUAGGGAACAAGUCCAUAGCCGACUCGUGCACGUCCCCCCAGUUCGGGAGACAACCGACUGAAUGGACAUUACAAGGUCUCAGGACGGGGAAGGGAGCCAACUGGAACCAGCUUCUUCCCGAUUCUCCGUCCUCAAAUCGAACGCGGGUGCACGGCUACCCUGAUCCUGAGUAGACUAAUCUGAAGUACUGACGAAGGAGUCAGCGCUCUGGCCACUGCAUCUGACGCACUCGAGCUCCGAAGAGAACCAUUCACCACCCACGGGCAUCAUUCAUCAAAUGUGCGCUACCUUGCGUACUCUCGAAGAGAAACGAUCUAAGCCGGGUGGCAAUUUGUCAAGCAUGCAAUGCUGCUGGUCGUGUCCAACGGCGUUCAGUACCUUGAAGAAUGGGUACAGAAGCCCGUAGCACCCACGUGCUCAGGCCGUUUGACUCGACAAGGCAUCGGGCUCACCACCUGAACUCAUGGCGGUGCAAGUCAGCUCCGGC
Messenger RNA from Marchantia polymorpha subsp. ruderalis, 3266 nucleotides. The record is from the annotation of a GenBank genome assembly. NCBI's taxonomy places the organism in Eukaryota, Viridiplantae, Streptophyta, Marchantiopsida, Marchantiales, Marchantiaceae.